ACGCUCGGCUAGAAAAUCAAUAUUUUCGCUGAACUAUCGCUUGGCAGCAUCCAAUCAAAAACCAACAACUAAUUGCUCAAAAUCCGACUCAAAAUCAUCCGCUCAAGUGAAAAUUACGUGCACGUGGACAAUAAACACCCAGGCGCAAGUUUGUGAGAUCGAAUCACGCCUAUAUAUAGUCACAUUCGUUGAAUCCCAGCAUCCAGCAUCAAACACGCAGAAUGCCAUCGAAGUCAAAGACGACCGCGAGCGGUAUUCGAGAUGAGGACCUCUCGACGGAAUCGGUGGAAGUGCUCCGCGAACGUUUGAACCAGAUGAAGCGACUGAUUGCGGAACGGCAAAACACUACCCCCAGCGGUACUGCUUCCGAUCUGUGGUCCCCGCAGACCCGGUCCAACUGCAGUGGCAUCAUCGACGGGAACUUUCUUUCGAUGGCGUUCGGCGGAGCGCUGAUUGUGAUCCUGUCGGUAUCGGUGUACGCAUUCUACAACCUGUACCAUGCCGUGUUGAAGAAGUUCCCCUCGCAGCACACGGAGCUGUAAAUCAUCCUUUUUGAGAAUAUCCUUGCUCUUGAAUAAUA
Ochlerotatus camptorhynchus is the source of this 580-nucleotide messenger RNA. RefSeq lists its product as uncharacterized. NCBI's taxonomy places the organism in Eukaryota, Metazoa, Arthropoda, Insecta, Diptera, Culicidae. Bases 222 to 542 code for a protein of 106 amino acids. The transcript has 2 exons. The record is from RefSeq and is a predicted model, not a curated record.